Paramuricea clavata is the source of this 3059-nucleotide messenger RNA. Lineage: Eukaryota; Metazoa; Cnidaria; Anthozoa; Malacalcyonacea; Plexauridae. The record is from the annotation of a GenBank genome assembly.
GAAAACUUUCUUUAAAAUGCACAUGUAGGUUUUGAUAUUUGCAGUGGCUCUGAUGCAACAUGGCUGGGAAUGUCAAAAAACGGCAGAAUUGGAUUACUGACGAACUACAGGCAGAGUGAAAAAUUUAUGAAACGUGGUGCAAAACGUCGUGGGAAACUUGUUACAGACUUCCUCAAAUCUGGUGAUGCCCCUCAUAGAUACCUGGAAAAGGUGAAAGAAAGUGGAAAAGACUACAAAGGAUUCAACUUGAUAGUGGGCAAUGUUUCGCCUGGAAAUCCUAAUGAGAUGGAGUUUGGAUAUUACUGCAACCGAGAAAACGAACCGUUUGACAACUUGAAACCUGGUGUGCACGCACUUAGUAAUCGAUAUUUAGAUUACGAAUGGAAAAAAGUUAGGUUUGGAAAGGAACGAUUCCAGGAAAUUAUCAAAAGAAAAUCGUCAGUGAAAAAGAAAGCUAACUUGCUCAUUGAAAUGUUACAAGACGAAACAAAGUAUGUGUAUUUCUAACAAAUAGAUGCAAUAUAAUGUAGUACAAUCCGAUCACAUUCCUGAUCUUUUUGUAAUGUGAAGUGGUUAUUUUCUAUUUUUUAUUAUAUUUCCCUAUUGUAUUCUGAUCGUUUAAUUGGCUGUUUAUGGUCACGCGAGAUUGAAUAGAAAAUUCCAUUUCCCAAGAGUGCAAUAGAAUACAUAAUGUUUUUUUCAAAUAAUAAAUGUUUAUGAGUGCAAUGGUAAGAAUAUUUUCAUUCGGUGAAAGAUGGAAUGUUCCACUCAACUCGGCUGUCGCCUCGUUGAAUGGAACAUACCAUCUUUCACCUCAUGAAAAUAUUCUUACCAUUGCACUCAUAAACAUUCAUUAUUUGUAGUACUUAAUUUAAUACCGGCUGAAUGUGCAUUGAAAUAUCAACGUCUUGUAAACUCAACAGCUUUUCAUACUGUAGACAAUGUUCCAUUUUAUCAACGAAAGGGCUAUUGGUAAACGGCAAAAAAUAACACAGAUCGAACAAGGACGCUAUAGCACUAAUAAAAUGUGAUUUGCACAUCUCUUAUACCGUCUGUGCCUGCGUAUAGGUAGUGUUUAUGAUUAUGACUAUUCAUGCAGUGACAUAUUAGAUCACGUAUUACGCUUACUUAUUAAGGGUUAGAGACUGUUGUGAGUGUUUUGUUUACAAAUAUACGCAUGCGCAAAUCGUACAAUGAACGAGAAAUUUCAGUACUGCACGGUGCAAAGCUGCGUGCAGUAUUGAACAUUUCGAGUUCAUUAAUUGUACGAUCAGCAAGUGCGUAUAUUUGUAAACAAAACACCAGCUCUUUAACCCAUUUAAUAUAUAAUCUGAGUUCACUGCUUGCAUGCAACUUUUCGAGCACUUGUUCACACACGGAAAAUGGCGAAUAAUAUAAGUUUUUGCUUCGUUUACUGACCUCUGAAAAUACUAGAUUGCAAUGCUCCAGCUUGUUUGUCUUUUGUACUUUUAGGUAUUGCAUCCUCUAUAAUCUGACUAAUUUCUUCCUCUUCGACCCGAGCAAAUCUUGAGCCGGCAGCCUCGCUGGCAGCCAUUUUCAAUAAUGCACAUUUUUUAUGCGUUAUUGUCAAUAACGCAUUCGCAGGAUUCGUUGUUCCCAGUUAACAGAAACACACGUGAUCGAUUUUGACAAAUGACGUGCGUACAUUUUGAACAAUGAACAAAGAUUAUAUAUUAAUAUAUUAUAUACCUACUAAGCUUAUAGACUAUUUAUUUUUUACAACAAUUGUGAUAUAUAUUGCUUUCCUAAGAUCUCAGAGGUGAAAGGCGUUUGUUCCGAUGACAGCGCCAAGAAAGCCCCUAAGACAGCGCCAAGAAAGCCCCUAGGUAAAGUGACAAAAACACCAGAACAUUGUAAAUGGGUAGAGAAGCUACAAAAUAAAAAUGCAUUUAAAACUUCGAAUUUUCGAACGAAAAGCCUUCGUCGGGUAGUGAGUAACUACCGGGGAGUUGAACCUGUACCCAUCUACAGUUUCCAACACUUCUUUACCAUUUAAAGUGCAUAUGACAUGAAAUUUCUUAUUUUCUUAAACGAAAGAACUCUUUAAGCUGUAGUGUAACUUAUUUUUCAGUUUCUUGUUUUUAUCGUUUGUUCCCGAGAUAUUUCAAUUUGUUUGAUAUGUAAAUGAGUGUGAAUAUGUCUUCUAAUUUAUGACGUCAUGUUGGUUGCAAGCUCUUCAAAAUGGUUGAAUGUCACUGCUAUCGUCCAAGAUGAUAAUUUCUAACUUCACUCACUGGUAAACGUGAUGAAACACUGUAAAAAACGUGAACAGAUAUCUACAGUUUUUAGAGUUAAUAGAUUUAUAACCAGUGCAUGUAAGUUGAGCUUGCAACCAACAUGACGACAUAAAUCAGCGGACAUAUUCACACUCAUUUACAUAUCAAACAAUAUUAUUGAAAUAUCUCGGGAACAAAUCAUAAAAACAAGAAACUAAACAAUAAGUUACACCACAGUUUAAAGAGUUCUUAAAGAAAAUAAGAAAUUUCAUGUCAUAUGCACUUUAAAGUUGAUGUAAGUAAAAAAUUUCACCUAACACAAGACAAACUGCCAUAAGCAUUAAGAAUUACAAAAGAAAUGUUCACAUGCCCUUCCGACAACCAAAAAUAAAUAUACCGCGCACGAGGUAAAUCCAUGAUAAUUUUGUUGCCUAAUAUUUUGUUGUCUCUCCUUGCAGAUAUCCUGAUGAUGAGUUGUUCGUGGGACCUCAAGACGACGGAAUAUCUCAAUCUUUUCUCGAGAGUUUUACAGCUAUAUCUAUUUUAAUAACAGAGCAUCCAUCGUGUGGUACCAGGUAAAAUUACAUACUUGUGAGAACCGCAACACGGGAUCUUAAUCUAACCUUUCAGAUAAAAAUAGGCCAUGAUUGUGAUAUGAUGUCAAAUAUAGCGAUCAUUGUUUUUUUUUAAAUUUUUGUGCAAAGCAGCAAAAAUAACUUUAACAAUUUUAACCACAGAAAUACCAAUCUCUAAAAUAUAUGUAGUAGGUAUAUAAAAUUAUGUUAGUUUGCAUUCUAUGGGCUUUAUUAUAAUGUAAAACUG